AUGCAAAUUUUUGUGAAAACAUUAACUGGAAAAACAAUCACUCUUGAUGUAGAACCAUCUGAUACUAUUGAAAAUGUUAAGGCAAAAAUUCAAGAUAAGGAAGGAAUUCCACCUGAUCAACAAAGAUUAAUUUUUGCAGGAAAACAAUUAGAAGACGGAAGAACUUUAUCCGAUUAUAAUAUUCAAAAAGAAUCUACCUUACAUUUAGUUUUAAGAUUAAGAGGUGGUUUUUGA
Molecule: messenger RNA, 234 nt
Organism: Plasmodium gallinaceum
Lineage: Eukaryota; Apicomplexa; Aconoidasida; Haemosporida; Plasmodiidae
Product: polyubiquitin, putative
Exons: 2
Coding region: 1-234 (77 amino acids)
Biological process (GO): protein ubiquitination; modification-dependent protein catabolic process
Cellular component (GO): nucleus; cytoplasm
Molecular function (GO): protein tag activity; ubiquitin protein ligase binding
Source: RefSeq, a predicted model, not a curated record